Molecule: messenger RNA, 1300 nt
Organism: Vigna unguiculata (cowpea)
Lineage: Eukaryota; Viridiplantae; Streptophyta; Magnoliopsida; Fabales; Fabaceae
Product: homeobox-leucine zipper protein HAT9-like
Biological process (GO): regulation of DNA-templated transcription
Molecular function (GO): sequence-specific DNA binding; DNA-binding transcription factor activity, RNA polymerase II-specific
Source: RefSeq, a predicted model, not a curated record
CCACAAAUGCACAAACCCAACAAUCAUAAUAAAUGCUCUUCAUUCACACAAAAUCUCACACCCUCCUCUUUCACAAACUCUCUUUUCAUUUCACAACACUUCAACACUUUCCACCUUCACAACUAUGAGUUUUCAUGAAACACCAAACAUAGGACUUGGUCUUGGUCUUGGUCUUGGUCUUGGUCUUGUUACCUUCCAUGAUGAAUCAGAGAACUGCAUGAAGAGUGAUGGCCACAACAAGAUCAGAAGGGUGGAGAAUCCAUCAAACGGUAACAACACAUACCCUUCACUUACUUUAGGACCACCAGAAGAUGAUGAACAUGAUCAUGAUCAUGAUCGUGAUGAAGUGAAAAAUGAUCAACCAAGUUCAAAGACCGAGUCCUAUGAAUACUUUCGACCACAGGUUUCUUCUCCCAGUGUGGUUUCUUCGUUUUCCAACUCCUCUAGCAUCAAGAGGGAGCGAGAUCAGGCCAUGGGAGAAGAAUUUGAUGUAGAAGUAGAGAAAUUUCAGACAAGGGUAACAGAUGCUGAUGAAGAUGGUAACCCCAGAAAGAAACUUAGACUCACCAAAGAACAAUCAGCAAUCUUGGAAGAAAACUUCAGAGAACAUUCUACUCUCAAUCCGAAGCAAAAGCAAGAAUUGGCAAUGAAGCUGAAUCUGCGAACCAGACAAGUAGAGGUGUGGUUUCAGAACAGGAGAGCCAGGACGAAGCUAAAACAAACUGAGUCAGAUUGUGAUGUAUUGAAGAAGUGUUGUGAGAGUCUGACAGAAGAAAACAAGAGGCUGCAAAAGGAGGUUCAAGAACUGAAGUCAAUGCAAGCAAUGGCAAUGCCUCUUUACAUGCAGAUUCCAGCAGCCACACUUUCCCUGUGCCCUUCUUGUGAGAGAAUUUCUGCUACUAAAAGUGAAGAUGAAAAUGCCAACAACACUACUUCUUCAUUACUUUUUCCUUCAAAAACUCAUCAUCACCACUUUUACAAAAGUAACUAUCCAUUCUCUCACUCUUCAUCUGCAGCAUGCUAAAGCUCUGUUUCUUUCAAGAUGAACACGAGACAAAACGAGAACGAUCAUAUAUAAUUUGUGGUAAUUACUACUAUAUAUAGUUUGAUAAUUAAUUAGUUAGAAUGUAAUUAAAGAUAUAUAGAGAUCAUUAAUUUAGAGAUCAAUCCCAACCACAUGCUUUCUUCUAAUGUAUGCACGUGGUUAAUUAUAUAUAUAUUUAUAGUACAAAAAUAGCUAGAAAGAAAAUUUCAUAUAGAGAUUUUUCUAAUUUGUUGUAAUUUAAUUACAUGUAAGAUA